ACUACAGAAAAGCAACCCUGGGGGUGGCUAUGCGAGAAUGGAAUUAAAAGUUAAAAUAAAAAACGAGUGAAUUAAGUGGAUGUUUUGAAAUUUGAUUUGAUACUUUAGGUUGUUCCAACGACUGGCUAGCACAGUUUUUUUUUUUGCAGUGGAGUAAGGUAGUCUCGUAUUAGUCGCCUAGAACAGGACAAAAUGAAUGCAAGCAUCCUCGAUCCUCCGGACUUUCAGGCAGCCACUGCCGCCGCCGCCGCCGCUGCCCGUGCUCAUACGGAGCAGACUGAUUUGGAUUUGGCGGAGCAGGAGCAGUGGAGCAUGAGCGAAUGUGGAUUUAUGGAUCCUGAAGUGCAACGCACAAUAAGGAGUGCCAGUGGAGCUGAAGAUAUCACACAAUACCCGCUACACGGUUGGGUCGAUGUGACUGCUGAGUUCCAUGAAGCUUGUGCCGAGCUGCUGCCGGGCGAAUUGGCCCAAGAUAUGCUGUUUGGCCUGUUCGAAGCAAUGUCGGCAAUUGAGAUAAUGGAUCCUAAAAUGGAUGUGGGCAUGGGAUUUGACAAACAAGACUUGCCACCGCCCUCCUUUGAAGCUGCCGUUGCGAUGGGCGUCAUCAAGUUGGAUGAAUUGACGACCGCUGAACUAAUUGGCAUCUUUGAUGCCUUAUUUGCAUGUUUUGUCUCAUGGCUAGAGGGUAAUUCCAUGGAUCAAGUGCUUUUCACGUGUCUCUAUUUGCAUGCCCCUGCACAGAUACAGGAUCGACCAUUGCGGGCAUUCUGUACAGCUGUACGCAACCUGAUUGCCGUCGUUAAGAACAUUAUUGUCAUGGCGGGGGUCAAUGAAGAAGAGGACUUUCAAUUGUAUGGUAAUUCCGCUUUAUUGGCUGCCGAGAAGGCGCAACCAGCCUCCAUUGCCCCAAUGCUUAAGGAAGUGGAGGAUAGUCUGGUCCGGAAAUGCAAGCAGCUAUCAUCGCCGGAGGAUAGCAUGUCCGUGGUCCACCGGUUGCGUUUUAUGCGUCAUCUCUUCCAGGCCAUUUAUCAAGUAGAGCUCAUGGCUGGAGCUGACAGUGCCGAAGAAGCAAUUAAUGACAUUUAUAAAAACCUUAAUGUGGCCUCGGAACUCAUGCCUCUGAUCCGGCGCACCAUAGACCGGGGCACUCAGCCUGUGGACGGUUCUGAGGCACCCAAUCCAAUGGGUUUCUCGCCACGUAUUCAUGAUCGCAGUCAGCCACCGACGUUUCCCCGCAGCAUUAAAAUUAGAGACAGACCAAGUAGCUAUCAGUUUCUGGAAGAGAUGAUCUCACGCUUUAAGUAUGCCUGCAAAAUCAUACGCCACAAGGAUUACUAUUCGGCUCUGAACUUUUUCAUCGAGUACAGUCGCAAGUCGGGUCAGUGUAUCCUGUCUCGCAGCGUGCUGCAAAGUCUUUUUAGCUCCAGCAUUCGUCUGGUCCAUGGAAAGCAGCCGAUGAAGCAAUUUCUUCGCCACUCUGUACAAAUCUUCAACUCACCGCCUGUGCUCAAUGCCAAGCACCCAGUGGCCUCGGAUCCCAAGGUGCAACAGCAUUUGGAGACUUUCUUCCGGUACUGCAUUAACAUGAACACCUUUAAUCAAUUCAUACGAAUUUGCGGCUUCAAUCGGGCAAGACAACGGGACAAAUUAGCCCGGCUAAUAGAAAACUUUGACACAAUACAAGUGGAUGCCGCUCGACUGGACUCGCUAAUGAAUCAAUUGGCCAAUGAACGAGCACUCGAAGGCAAUGAACUGCACGCCACUGCCCUAAAGCACAGCACUCACUUCUCCACAUGGGUCCUGUACAAUUGCUUCCGUGCCAUGCUGAUCUUUCUGAUGUCUGGCUUUGAACUAGAACUCUAUGCCGUCCACGAGUUCCUCUACAUAUAUUGGUAUCCCUAUGAGUUCUUAGUGGGUUUCCUCGUGUCGGCCCUGACACGGACUGAGAAUAUAUUGCUGGCCCAGGAGGAGUAUGCCGAGCACCAAAGCAAGAUUCAAGCAAACGGCAGCAGUAGUGGGGGCGGUGGUAACAACUCCGGAAAAAAUAGAAACAAGACCGCCAAGCCAAGAAAGAAUAAAAAGCAACAAAGACCCUAUCGAUGCGAGAUUGUCUAUUACCAUGCCCUUCUCAGUCUCUGCGGAGGCAUGUACAAGGCCAUGGCCGCUUUGACCAAAGAUGGACGUGUGCGUCUGCCCAUGUCCAAGUUUGACAAUGAAGAGAUCCGAUACAAUCGUCGCUUCCUACCCUUUGUAACGUUGACCAGCCCGCCGCCAGUUUCUUAUGCCGAAUUCAAGAACAUUAGAGAUCAUAUGAUGCGACCUAGUGUGGAGGAGCUCUAUACCCUGGCCGCCAAGCAUUUUGAUCAGGCGCGCAAUGUGCUGGAGAGCAUUCAGAAUCCGGAACAGGAAAUUUUGGACUUGCUACAAAUCGCUCGAACAAACUUUGUGGUAAUGAACGUGCUGGCUCGCGGUCACCAGAAGGGUCUCAAACGACAGCCUGACUUUGAUUUCUCUAAACAUAACUAUUUUCCCAUUAUCAAGCUAAAGUAGCUGCCGCCUACAUCAUACUCCACCAAAACCCAUUGCGUUUCUUAAUUGUUAAAAUAAAAUUUCUGUGUAUUGA
Drosophila willistoni is the source of this 2623-nucleotide messenger RNA. It is a transcript of the gene Naa35, whose product is annotated as N-alpha-acetyltransferase 35, NatC auxiliary subunit homolog. Bases 193 to 2550 code for a protein of 785 amino acids. Gene Ontology annotation, cellular component: NatC complex. The record is from RefSeq and is a predicted model, not a curated record. The transcript is spliced from 6 exons. Gene Ontology annotation, biological process: N-terminal peptidyl-methionine acetylation. Lineage: Eukaryota; Metazoa; Arthropoda; Insecta; Diptera; Drosophilidae.